AUGUCACUGUUUAGCCAGGCCGAUUUUGAAGCAGACAACCAGAAGCAACCAGCUGUGGAACACUGGAAGACACUAAUGCCAUCCAAAGGCAGCAAGGAGGAGCCAGAGACUGGAUGUCAGGAUGCUGGAGGUGUGGAUGAAACUCAGGCCACCGAGCAGCUAAAUGUGUCACGUCUACGCAGCUCUUCAGUGGAGAUCCGUGAAAAAGGGUCUGAAUUCCUCAAGGAGGAGCUGCGCAAAGCACAAAAGGAGCUGAAGCUGAAGGACAAAGAAUGUGAGAGAUUAUCAAAAGUCAGAGAGCAACUGGAGCAGGAACUAGAAGAGUUAACAGCUAGCCUAUUUGAGGAAGCGCACAAGAUGGUGAGAGAAGCAAACACUAAACAGGCAGCGUCAGAGAAACAGCUGAGGGAGGCACGAGGGAAGAUCGACAUGCUGCAGGCAGAGGUGACAGCUCUGAAGACUCUGGUGAUCACAUCCACACCUUCCUCUCCGAACCGGGAGCUGCACCCUCAGCUCCAGAGCCCUUCUAAAGCUGUCUUCAGGAAGGGCCAUGGGCGAAACAAAAGCACCAGCAGCGCAAUGGUCUCAGCUGCCAGCCAGAACGUGACUCCAGAGCCAGUCAGUCGUGAGUGCAAAGAG
Messenger RNA from Tauraco erythrolophus (red-crested turaco), 639 nucleotides. Lineage: Eukaryota; Metazoa; Chordata; Aves; Musophagiformes; Musophagidae. The record is from RefSeq and is a predicted model, not a curated record.